UCCGGACAGUCACACUUUACGGCAGGUCGUCAGAAGAGCUCGCCGGCAGACUGAUGGCUGCAGCCGAUCAGCGUCAACUACGUUAGAAACUUAAGUUUUCACUGCAGUUUUAGCGGAGUGGUGCUAUGUCUUCGGGAAUGACUGGACAAACACCGUGCCUAACCAGCCGAUGGGAUCAGCCAGCCCAGCCUAAACAGAGGAGCAGUGACAAUGCGGCCCACCCCGUCUCUUUACCAGGAGUCGUCAGCACUGCUGGUUCAAACAGCUCAGUGUCUCAGCCAACUCAACCAGGAGACAAGCCGGCGCCUCCGGGAGGAGUUGAAAUGGCUGCGGCCAUGGCUGCUAAAAUAAAUGCCAUGUUAAUGGCCAAAGGAAAGCUGUUGACUCCUCCACCCUUACUUGCAAAGACUCCUAGUGUGCCUGUGCCAGCCGCUGCAGAGGAGCUGGUGGUCACAGAGGUCGAUAUAAAUGAUGUACCGCUAACUUGCAGGGACCUUCUUACAAAAGGCAAGACGCAGGAAGAGAUCCGACAGGUCAGCGGAGCAGUCGUCUCAACAAAAGGUCAUUUCAUGACUGAUGCUGAAAAGGGAAAACCAGGACAAAGACCUUUGUAUUUGCACGUCCAGGGAAAGAACCAAGAACAAGUCAACAAGGCCGUGCUGAGGAUAAAGGAGAUCAUCUCUGAGGACCUGUUGAGAGCCUCAGCAGCAGCAGGAGGACAGCAGGUGCCUGUAAUGCCUCCAAUCACACUCUACCCUCAGCCCCCUCGCCCCGUCAUCCCCCCACCUGUGCCACGGAUGCCCAACACCAACUCAGUGCCAGGCCAGGGACAUCGGCCUGCAGCUCCUCAUACAGGGAGUUUUGUGCACACAAAGAUUUUUGUCGGUCUGGACCAGGCCUUGCCCUCGUUCAACGUGAAUGAAAAGGUUGAAGGCCCGGGAGGUUCGUACCUGAGUCACAUCCAGACAGAGACGGGGGCUCGAGUCUUUCUCAGGGGGAAAAAUUCUGGCUACAUCGAACAAGCGUCAAAACGGGAAUCUUUUGAGCCUCUUUAUGUUUACAUCAGUCACCCAAAUGCAGCCGGGUUGGAGGCGGCAAAGAAACUCACAGAGAGUCUGCUGGAAACUGUGAGAGCUGAACAUGGCCGCAUGGUGUCGAUGUACACAGCCACAGGCUCAACACAACCAUACGCAGCACAUGGAUUUCCACCUAAUAGCAAUUACUCUAGCCAGGGAUCCUGGUAUAACUACCCUGCAAAUGGGUAUGCUGGCGGCUAUUCAGCGUACCCAGGAGCCAGUGGUUAUUGGAGUAAUGCAAAUGGUCCCCCAAGUCAUUCUAACAUGUCGACAAACCCUCCAUCUUCUCAGGCAAUGGUUCAGUAUCCGGUGUGUCCUAGGAAACCGCAUCCCUAUCUCGUCCAGGAUCCUGGCAGCAGUGAGACGGUGGAGCCUGAAGGAUGUUUAAACGCCUCCGCCGACUCAGGAAGUCCCAAACGUCAUUUCCAAGGGGGGGCGAAGGUAGAACAGCCUCCUGGCAGCAGCUCUCCAGAAGUUCCUGCUCACAAAGCAUCUGAACUUCCGGCCUCCGGCGUUGCAGAGGAGAAAGUAGUAGAAAGGAUUCUGAUGCCUCCGCCGCCUCCUCUGUUUGCGGCUCCCGCUCCCGUUGCACGUAAAAGGCCAAGAGACGCGGUGACAGAAGAUCCGGCCGGUGUUCCCGCCAGCGCCGCGUCAGUGGGUGUUCAAGACGAGGCGUGCGAGAAGAAGGUUAAAGUGGACGAGGAUGCGUCGGGGCUAGUGCCCUACGGAGGAGAUUCCUCUGACGAAGAGGAGGAAAGGACACGUAGCAGUAAGACAGAUAACUCAUAACCCCCGCCCUGCCCCGCCCUCACUGCCCAGGAUACCCACAGACCCAAAAUCUACACUCAGUACGUCAACACAGGUCUCAAACUUAAACCCAUCAAGGAAAAAUCCACCCUCGCAUUGUUGUACACUGUUUAAAGACUAUACCAGUGUUUCAACCUGUUGCUAAGCAGAACAAAAUGUUUGGCUGACUAUUUUCUAAACAACAACAUGUCACACAUUUUUCCUUUACAUCCAAGUAGACGUGGUUUCCCGUUGACAUCCAGGUUGACGGUCUGUAUGGCAGUAAUGUAAAGAACAGGCUGAACGCUGGUGUAGUCCUCGGUUUAGACACCAGUUUCUGAUGUUUGGUCUGGUUUACGUUUUGCUUUGUGUCAUUAUGUUACAGUGUCAGAAAUGUCUGUCUUUAAUUCCUCACACAGCGAGUGUGAGCAUGUUGGUUUUAGUCAAAGACGGGGAGCCACAUUUACAUUUCUGCUCGCCUGUAAAGCAAAAUGUAAAUACAGAAGUUUAGAUGGCCUGCCAGCUAGAUCGUCUGUGUGCUUGUGUUUGUAGCCGCAUGAUUUGAAAUGCAACACAUCUCGUGGCUACAUGUCGUUAGGGAGGUUUCAUUAAUUGGUUUUAGGGUUGUUGUUUUUUUAAAAUCUUGUGUUAUUGAUGUCUUAAUAGAAGCCUUUCUUUUUCUUUUUCUUUUUUAAUUCUACAGGUCUGAAUCUCAAAUGUGCACUUACAUGAUCUUACACAGCAGAUACAGUGUCUGUUAACGCCACUCUAAAGCAAAAUGGCCAUUUCAAACAGUGUGGAAGUAUUCAGGGUGGAUUUUUCCUUUUUUAAAAGAUGUGAAUACAGUUGUAUAAAAAAAAACAUUUGGAUUUUCUUUCUUAAAAGACUUUUAUUUUACUUUUUCGAAGCAGCUUUUUGUAAAACAGAACCCCCUCCUAUUUCCUUUUAUUGAAUUUAAACCUGGUCUGCUGCAGUUGCUGAUGGUAUAAAUACAUAUUGUAAAAUUCAGUGAAACUUUUUCUUAUCUUGGAAAAUGGUGUAUGCCUGUUCCCAUGGAAUACUAUAAUAAAAACAACUGAAAACCCC
This is a messenger RNA of Acanthopagrus latus (yellowfin seabream), 2948 nucleotides long. Its product is annotated as KH homology domain-containing protein 4-like. Bases 126 to 1865 code for a protein of 579 amino acids. The transcript is spliced from 14 exons. The record is from RefSeq and is a predicted model, not a curated record. Gene Ontology annotation, cellular component: nucleus. Gene Ontology annotation, molecular function: RNA binding. Lineage: Eukaryota; Metazoa; Chordata; Actinopteri; Spariformes; Sparidae.